AGUGGAAAAUGUGGAAUAUUCCAUGUGUCAAAACUCUGGAGCGGCCAGCCGCCCACCAGACACGAUGCUACAGAAGGGACUGUAAUUGGAACACAGAUCUCGAUUUCCUCCAUAAUUUUCUCAACACCUAGCUAGCUAGGGUUUCUCCGCUCGAUCGAAGAAGGCAAACAACUGUGAGCAGGAAGGGGGCGUUUACAGCUCUCUCCACUUUCUUCAGGCGGAACAAAUUCUGUCCAAGAAAUGGCAAACAUAGACAUCAUGGGAAUCUUGAAAGACGUCCCAACUGAUAGCCGACGUGUUCCCAAGACAAAGAUAGUUUGCACUUUGGGACCCGCAUCUCGAUCAGUUCCAAUGCUCGAGAAGCUUCUUCGGGCUGGAAUGAAUGUCGCCAGGUUUAAUUUUUCGCAUGGGACCCACGAGUACCACCAGGAGACCUUGAACAACCUCAAGAUUGCUAUGUACAACACGCAGAUCCUCUGUGCUGUCAUGCUUGAUACCAAGGGCCCUGAGAUCCGAACCGGUUUCUUGAAGGAUGGAAAACCAGUACAACUCAAGGAAGGCCAAGAAAUCACCGUGACAACCGACUACAGCAUAAAGGGAGAUGGAGAGACGAUAUCCAUGAGCUACAAGAAACUAGCUGUGGACGUGAAGCCUGGGAAUACCAUUUUGUGUGCAGAUGGGACCAUAACACUCAGUGUUCUGUCGUGCGAUCACUCUGCUGGAACAGUAAGAUGUCGCUGCGAGAACACGGCCAUGUUAGGCGAAAGGAAGAAUGUGAACCUUCCGGGUGUUGUGGUUGACCUCCCUACACUAACGGAGAAGGACAAGGAAGAUAUCCUUGGUUGGGGUGUUCCUAACAACAUUGACAUGAUUGCCCUUUCCUUCGUGCGCAAAGGUUCAGACCUUGUUAAUGUUCGCAAGCUUCUUGGCCCGCAUGCUAAGCGCAUACAGCUUAUGUCAAAGGUUGAGAACCAAGAGGGAGUUGUGAAUUUCGACGAAAUCCUCCGCGAGACGGACUCAUUCAUGGUUGCGCGGGGCGAUCUCGGCAUGGAAAUCCCGGUCGAGAAAAUCUUCUUGGCCCAAAAAAUGAUGAUCUACAAGUGCAAUCUGGUGGGCAAGCCCGUGGUCACCGCCACCCAGAUGCUGGAGUCCAUGAUCAAGUCGCCCCGGCCCACGCGCGCCGAGGCCACCGACGUGGCCAAUGCCGUCUUGGACGGCACCGACUGCGUGAUGCUGAGCGGCGAGAGCGCCGCCGGGGCGUACCCGGAGAUCGCCGUGAAAAUCAUGGCCAGAAUCUGCCUGGAGGCAGAGUCGUCCCUCGACUACAGCGCCAUAUUCAAGGAGAUGAUCAGGUCCACCCCACUUCCCAUGAGCCCACUGGAGUCUCUGGCCUCCUCAGCCGUGCGCACCGCCAAUAAGGCCAAAGCAAAGCUCAUCGUGGUGUUGACGCGCGGCGGCACCACCGCCAAACUGGUUGCCAAGUACAGGCCGGCCGUGCCCAUCCUCUCCGUGGUGGUGCCAGUCCUAACCACAGACUCUUUUGACUGGAGCGUCAGCGAUGAAACCCCCGCCAGGCACAGCCUGAUCUACAGAGGCCUGAUUCCCCUUCUGGGUGAGGGGUCCGCGAAGGCCACCGACGCCGAGUCGACCGAGGUGAUUCUUGGGGCCGCGCUGAAGUCGGCCACCCAGAGGGGGCUCUGCCAGUCUGGGGACGCCGUUGUGGCGCUGCACCGGAUCGGCGCGUCUUCGGUCAUCAAGAUCUGCAUUGUGAAGUAGAGUUGUUGUGUUUGAAGUUCUUUUUAACCUUCCCAUGGGUUUGGGAAGAAGAGUUGGGUAAGUUUCUUCUUCUGUUAUAUCUUUGUGCAUCCUGCAAAAUUAAAAAUAAAAGAACUGGUUUUUAUCUGUAGUGUGGUUUUAGUAGUUUGGCCAAUGAAGACGGUGUUUGAUUAAUUAUGGAUUUCUAUAAAAGAACAUCAAUCAU
This is a messenger RNA of Cuscuta campestris, 1981 nucleotides long. Lineage: Eukaryota; Viridiplantae; Streptophyta; Magnoliopsida; Solanales; Convolvulaceae. The record is from the annotation of a GenBank genome assembly.